GUCCUUAUUUUUUUGUGUGAUGUUUUUUGUACCCUUAUCUUUCCAAUACUAAAGAACCGAGAAUCUAUGUACCAAUACAAUCGAGAGUUCAAUUGAAUUCAACUCCACAAACAGCUGGCUUUCCUUCUGUGUCCUUUAAUGGAAUUCAACUACCACUGAUAAAGUUGAUUUGAUGAUUCAAGCUAAGCUGCUUCUGCAUGCAUAGCCUCAGUUCCCAAUAUCAACAUUUAUUCCUUUGUCGCUCUUUCUAUCUCUAGGUUUUGAUUUUUUUUUGUACUUUUUGACGGAUUGUAAAAUUGAUUUGAUUGAGACCAAUUUUCUUUAUAGCAAAUACAUACUCAAUUUAUUUCUAACACUCAAAAUGUUAGCAGUUGAUACUAAAGUUUUUGAAAACACCAAUAAAAACACAUUUAUUGGGCAAAAGAGAAGGACAACUGAGAGUGAAGAAGAGGGGGGGAUUACUGAGAGUGAAGAAGAGUGGGGGAGAACUGAGAGUGAAGAAGAAGAAGAGAACAUUCUUUCAGAGAGUGAAGAAGAGGAAAUAGAAAUGGCAGAACCAUCAGUGGAACAAAUAAAUGCAAUUCUUGAUGUCCUAAUCUUAAUAAGGUCUUCAAAAGACAACCCUGAGUAUGGGGUACUGAACGGUGUAAUAGCUGAUUACACAAAGGAGAACAUCUAUGAAGCAAUCGCCGAUGAGGUCAACCGUCGCCUCAACAUUCAAUGUUUACGCAUGGACAAAAGAGAUGCUUUCAACAUGGUAUCUUCGUUGCAGAAAACAUAUAUGGAUAGGGGGGUAAAGCCGGACAAGAUUAAUGAUGCAUUUGGCCCUUGCGAGAACUGUGGCCAUCGAGUUCUUCUCCCAAGGAAAGGUAUUUUCGCAACAGCAACAACAACCAGAACUAGGGUGGUCGGGAGUGGCAGUGGCAAUGGCUCUGGCUCAGCUUCUCAAAAUGCAAAUGCUCUUACGGAUGAAUUCAAAAUCUCAAUGAUGAUUGCUGACCUUGUUAAGAGGAAUAUAAUUGACGUAACUGAGGCUAAUGUGGCUAUUGACUGGUUGGAGGGACAUACUAACUAUGCACCAGGCUAUAUCUUGACAUUAACCGAAGAGAAACUGAUAGAUGAUAUCAAGACGAGAUUCUUAGGUGCUGAGCACAAUGAGUGAUGGUGGUGAACUUAUGCUUAGGUGCUGAAGUGAUGGUGGUGAACUUAUUAUUAUGAAAUUUUAUCAUUAGUAUGAACUUUUAUCAUGUAACUCUAGUUGUUUUCUUUGCUACUGUUGUCUUGUUUGCUACUUCUGAUGGUUGUGAAGGUGUAUGAUGCAAACUUGGUUGCUGCUACUUGGCGUUCCCUGUUGCUGCACAUUUGUUUGCGGGUGCUGCAACAAUUGGGAUGCUGUUUAGUGAUGGUUAGUAGUUAAUGCACUAACAUAUGGUCUGCU
Molecule: messenger RNA, 1438 nt
Organism: Chenopodium quinoa (quinoa)
Lineage: Eukaryota; Viridiplantae; Streptophyta; Magnoliopsida; Caryophyllales; Amaranthaceae
Exons: 2
Coding region: 362-1162 (266 amino acids)
Source: RefSeq, a predicted model, not a curated record